CAGGUCUCUGGAUGGCAGACUCUGAAAAGAAAUGCAGUUUUAAGAGACACCAAAGAUGCUGACGAGAAAGAUUAAGCUUUGGGACAUCAAUGCCCAUAUAACCUGUCGUCUUUGCAAUGGUUACCUUAUUGAUGCUACCACUGUAACAGAAUGCUUGCAUACAUUCUGCAGGAGUUGCUUGGUAAAGUAUCUGGAGGAAAACAACACCUGUCCCACAUGCAGAAUUGUCAUACACCAGAGCCAUCCGCUACAAUAUAUUGGUCAUGACAGAACGAUGCAAGAUAUUGUUUACAAACUUGUUCCAGGUCUUCAAGAAGCGGAAAUGAGGAAGCAGAGGGAAUUCUACCACAAAUUGGGCAUGGAAGUACCAGGUGACAUCAAAGGGGAAAUGUGCUCGGCCAAGCAACAUUUAGAUUCUCACCGUAAUGGGGAAACAAAAGCAGAUGAGAAUACGAACAAAGAAACGUCAGAAGAGAAGCAGGAAGAAGAUAACGAUUAUCAUAGAAGUGAUGAACAGGUGAGCAUCUGCUUGGAAUGCAACAGCAGCAAAUUACGUGGAUUGAAGAGAAAAUGGAUCCGCUGCUCGGCUCAGGCCACAGUCUUGCAUCUAAAGAAGUUCAUUGCCAAAAAGCGGCAGGAGCUGCCGGGGCUCCUGGAUAUAUUAUGCAAUGAAGAAAUCCUGGGCAAGGACCACACUCUCAAAUUUGUAGUUGUUACAAGAUGGAGAUUUAAGAAAGCACCUCUACUGCUACAUUACAGACCCAAAAUGGACUUGCUGUAAGAACUAUUCUGUCCUUCUGGACGGUUUUUUUUGCAGAGACUAUCAUCAGGCACCUUCUUCUUCUUCUUCUUCGUGCAUCACGCAAUUCACCCGUGAUACAAACCAGCAGAAUCCAUUCCCGAAAACAGUAGCGCUUUCCCAUCCAGCCAUCCUUCUGAAUAUUUCUCCUAGAGAUGCAUUAAACCCGACUUUGUGGACAGGAAAAUAUUUAUACUUUUUUCUACAAAAAA
Molecule: messenger RNA, 1011 nt
Organism: Gekko japonicus
Lineage: Eukaryota; Metazoa; Chordata; Lepidosauria; Squamata; Gekkonidae
Gene: PCGF3
Product: polycomb group ring finger 3
Exons: 9
Coding region: 56-781 (241 amino acids)
Biological process (GO): regulation of transcription by RNA polymerase II
Cellular component (GO): PRC1 complex
Source: RefSeq, a predicted model, not a curated record